AUGAAUUCUGUUUUGUAUAAGUCAUAGAGCAAUAAAGUUCAACUUAAAGUUGAAUUAAAAAACACGAUAAACUGUCAUUUUGAUAGAAGUAGACUUGACUUAAUAGUUAGGGAAAUUAUUACUUCACUAACUUUCCAGUCAACUUUCCAUUAAAGUUGCCUUAAUAAAUUUAAAGUUGAAAGUUUUUCAAAGAAGAAAAAAAAAUAAAACACACAAAGCUAAAUAAAUGCUCAAAUAUUUUGAAAAGAAUUAGUAAACGUCAUGUCAUCCAAGAAAGAUACCAUUGAUUUGAUAAUUUAAAGCGAACUUCAUUCUUCAGGGUGCAAGACAAACUUCACGAUUUUGUUACAGUUAACAGACAAAAUUCUACGAUCGGGAUUAUUCUCCCAUUUUCCUAACGAAUACGAAAAAGACUUGAUUGAAUAAAAACAAUGAAUUGUUAUAAUUCAAUACGCAAUUACGACAAAAUUAGCCGACGUGUUAUUGUGAUUUAACUAUAAUGACAAAAUAAAUUGUGAAACAUUAUUUUCUCGAACGACAGCGCUGUUCAAAUAAAAGCAAAGAAGGGACACGAACAGGAAGUUGACAGAUAAAAGAGAAUUUUAAUUUAGGAAUAAAUUAUUUGAAACAACCGUUUUCAUUUCGUUCUGCAAUUUUGUUUUUUUUUCGACUUUUGGUAUUUGGUUGAAAGCAACAAUUAAUUAUUAUUUAAAAAAAAGAAAGAUUUUUGGUUCAAAAGAUAUUUUCAAAGAAUUAAUAAAAUGGAGAACGAAGAUGGGAAUCAAAUAACGUUGUAUACCAUAACUGGCAAUUCAUCGGCUUCCCAAGAAAACAUUAUAAUUGCAAACACUUCAAUGGCAAUGAACAAUUAUCCUGUUCACGAAGAAUACAAGCUCAAGAAUGCUCGAAUGGAAUUCAGUUCAGAUGUGGAUAUGGUUUGCAAUGGAGUUUUAGAAGACAUAAAAAUAAGAAAGAUGGACGAUUUGUAUGAAUGCGAGAAACGUGAUAAUUUUUUGAAAAGAAGUGAGCAAAUGGUGAAUGAAUUAAAAAAGCGUCAAAAGGCUUUUCAUGAAAAAUCCAAUAGAUUUCUUACCGAAAGUACUCGUCAGCUGAGGAUAUUGAAUAAGGAUUGUCAAAUAAUUGGGAACGAAGCUAAAGAGAUGGGAAAUGAGAUAAAUAUGUUAAUUAGAAAUUUAAAGAAAUAAAUGCAACAGUCAAACUGUACACAAUAAG
Molecule: messenger RNA, 1233 nt
Organism: Eupeodes corollae
Lineage: Eukaryota; Metazoa; Arthropoda; Insecta; Diptera; Syrphidae
Exons: 3
Coding region: 762-1205 (147 amino acids)
Source: RefSeq, a predicted model, not a curated record